Molecule: messenger RNA, 1425 nt
Organism: Pectinophora gossypiella (pink bollworm)
Lineage: Eukaryota; Metazoa; Arthropoda; Insecta; Lepidoptera; Gelechiidae
Gene: Pgk
Product: phosphoglycerate kinase
Exons: 10
Coding region: 109-1356 (415 amino acids)
Biological process (GO): gluconeogenesis; glycolytic process
Cellular component (GO): cytosol
Molecular function (GO): phosphoglycerate kinase activity; ADP binding; ATP binding
Source: RefSeq, a predicted model, not a curated record
GACCCUUUUGACACUUCAAGGUUGAAUUUGACAAUUUUGUAAUUGAAAUUGUUCCUUUUCGCUAUUUUGUGCAAUUUAACGUGAAUUAAAUUAAAUUCUUAUCUCAAAAUGGCUCUAAAUAAGCUUAGUAUUGAUGCUCUUAACUUAGCAGGCAAGCGGGUGUUGAUGAGAGUGGAUUUCAAUGUUCCCCUUAAAGAAGGCGUUAUUACCAACAACCAGCGUAUUGUCGCAGCCUUAGACUCUGUCAAAUAUGCCCUGGAUAAAGGUGCUAAGUCGGUGGUUCUUAUGUCACACUUGGGGAGACCAGACGGCCAGGCCAACCUCAAAUACACCCUGAAGCCGGUUGCUGAAGAGCUGAAAAAGCUUCUAAACAGAGACAUUGCAUUCCUUCCUGACUGUGUUGGUGCUGAGGUAGAAGCUGCAUGUGCCGAUCCCCCAGUGGGCUCCGUCAUUCUUCUCGAGAACCUGCGAUUCCAUGUUGAAGAGGAGGGCAAGGGUGUAGAUGCUAGCGGUGCUAAAGUCAAAGCUGAUCCUGAGAAGGUCAAAGCAUUCAGAGCGAGCCUCAGGAAAUUGGGAGAUGUCUACAUUAAUGAUGCUUUUGGCACAGCCCACAGAGCUCACAGUUCCAUGAUGGGAGAAGGAUUUGAGCAGAGAGCCAGCGGGUUCCUGCUCAAGAAGGAACUCCAGUACUUUGCCAAGGCUCUGCAUGAGCCAGAAAGGCCCUUCCUCGCCAUCCUGGGCGGCGCCAAGGUGGCAGACAAAAUCCUCCUCAUUGAGAACCUGCUUGACAAGGUGAAUGAAAUGAUCAUCGGCGGCGGCAUGGCCUACACCUUCCUCAAGGAAACCAAGGGAAUGGCUAUCGGCAACUCAUUGUACGACGCGGAGGGCGCGAAGAUCGUGACAAAACUGAUGGAGAAGGCUGCCAAGAACAAUGUCAAGGUCCACCUGCCCGUGGACUUCGUCACUGCCGACAAGUUCGACGAAAACGCACAGGUUGGUACUGCUGACGUGGAGAGUGGCAUUCCUGAAGGCUGGAUGGGUCUCGACGUCGGCCCCAAGUCCAGGGAGCUGUUUGCGGACCCCAUUGCCAGGGCCAAAGUCAUUGUAUGGAACGGGCCUGCUGGUGUGUUUGAGUUCGAGAAGUUCGCGGGCGGAACCCGCGCGCUCAUGGACGGAGUCGUGAAGGCCACCGCCGCUGGGGCUGUCACCAUCAUUGGUGGCGGCGACACGGCCACCUGCUGCGCCAAGUGGGGCACCGAGGACAAGGUGUCUCACGUGUCCACAGGCGGCGGCGCCUCCCUCGAGCUGCUUGAGGGUAAAGUUCUUCCGGGCGUUGCCGCUCUCUCCGACGCAUAAAUAAUUAUACAAAAUAAAUACAAAUUAUAAUUAAUAAGUAGUUUGUGAGUUCUAUGUAUUAUGCCAUAG